AUGGUUCAGCGCAGAAAGCAGCUUGUGCCAAGUCUGAAGAAGUGCCGAUCAAGCUUGUGCAAGGUGCGCCACGGUCUUGCCCGGCAGGAUCCAUCAAGUUGCGAGGGAUCCUCGCCUCAUUUUUUAUGCACAGACUGUACAUGUGAGCACCCAUGUGACCAAACACCUUCCAUACCUUCUUACCAGCUGCUUUCAUGCAAUCGCCAAAUUGCUUGCCUUCCUGUGGCACCAGAGUCACGGGGGUUGGGAAAGUGCGCAUGCACGAAACAAUGUGAUCUUGGGAGCUGUUUGAAUGCUGUGAUGUUAAUCGAGUGCGGACCUAGCAACUGCUCGGUCCGAAAGAGUUCUUUGUGCAAAAAUCGCCAGUUUGCUGAUGCGCAAGCAGGCAAGCUCGACCAGCUCGCUGAGGUUUUUUGGACUGGUGAUUACAAGGGUUUUGGUUUGCGUGCAACAACCCACAUUGCUCGAGGGAAGCUGAUAGCAGAGUAUUUAGGAGAGAUUGUACCUCAAUCAUCGGUCCAGAACUGGCGCUACAUUAUGGCGUUGCCUCAGGGGUUUGCCAUUCAUGCUUCAAUGGCAGGAGGUCCAGCGCGGUUCAUCAAUCAUUCCUGCGAUCCCAACUGCAAUGCUCAACGCUGGCUAGUGGAAGGGCGCUGGCAUGUUGGUAUUUUCUCACAUCAGGAUAUAAAACCACAGGAGGAGAUCACAUUUAGCUACUCAAACGGGCGAAGUCGUGGCAGUGAUCCAUGUCAUUGCGGUUCUUCUCUUUGCACUGGACGCAUCGCGAAUCCACCCCGAAAAUACAAAAAGUUCCAGGAGGCACCGGACGCAGAUGUAGUCCUCCAGGAAGUCCCAGAACAGGUGGAAGCCUACGAAGUAGAAAGUGCAUCAGAAGAAUCUGAAGAAGUGGAAGCGGAUGAUUGGAUCGUAGAGGUCAAGGAGAACCAAGCUGUGGAAGUGCUGGAACCUGAUGAUAGGCGGGAUGAGCCUGCAAAGGAGUGCGAAGGAGGUGUAGAGGAAGUAGCAUGUGUGACCGCUUCAAUUGCAGCUGAAUGCACCGUGCAAGAUGAGGGGUCAAUGACACUACAAGACUUGCUUAGGACUUCAUGUAAUACAGCUGCUCGCACAACUAGAGCAGCUGAGCAAGAAAAUCUAGUCCAAUGUGAAGGAGCUGGCCCAGAUCGGAAAACGUUCUGCGAAACUUUCUUUGCAGGUUCCAGGUCAUGGCAUCAGGCUCCUAUUGAGGCAAAGCAAAUUAUGCAGCAACAGAACCUUCCUGAAGAGUCCGAGCAAAUCGCAGCCUUGAGUUUGGGCCUCUAUUUGCCAUCAGCCUUGUGCCUUUCCCGAGGGCUUCAAAUUGAGAAUUCAAAGUGCUAA
Molecule: messenger RNA, 1377 nt
Organism: Durusdinium trenchii
Lineage: Eukaryota; Dinophyceae; Suessiales; Symbiodiniaceae
Source: the annotation of a GenBank genome assembly